Messenger RNA from Jaculus jaculus (lesser Egyptian jerboa), 834 nucleotides. It is a transcript of the gene Ccdc172, whose product is annotated as coiled-coil domain containing 172. Gene Ontology annotation, molecular function: RNA binding. The record is from RefSeq and is a predicted model, not a curated record. Lineage: Eukaryota; Metazoa; Chordata; Mammalia; Rodentia; Dipodidae. Gene Ontology annotation, cellular component: cytoplasm. The transcript has 8 exons. Bases 1 to 834 code for a protein of 277 amino acids.
AUGAGUCUGGAGUCCCUUUUCCAGCACAUCAUCUUCUCGGAGCAUCGGGCCGAGGAGGGUCGCCGGUUGAUGCGAGAAGUAAAGUCAGAAAUAACCAGAUGUCGUGAAAAAAUUCAGAGAGCCACAGAGGAGCUGAAGGAAGAGAAAAUCAAGUUGGAUUCUAAGGUUCAACAGUUUUCUGAAAAAUCCUUCCUCUUACAACUUAUGAAAAUCCAUGAAAAUGCUUUAGAAAGGCAGUGCAAUGACAUUACAAACCAAAGGAAAAUGCUUCUCCAAACCUUUGAGGCUACAAAAAGAAAAGCAACAGAGGAAGAAGAGAAAUUUAUUAAGGAAAUUACAGAUUUCAAUAAUGAAUAUGAAAUAACAAAGAAAAGAGAGCUUUUGAUGAAAGAAAAUGUCCAGAUGGAAAUAUCUGACUUGGAGAACCAGGCCAACAUUUUGAAAAGGGAAAUGAAGUCAAUGGAAUGCAACAGUGACCAUCUGGAUGAACUCCAGAAACAAAACAGUGCAUUGAUACAAGAAUUACUUACUCUCCAGAAAAAACUUAAAGUUCUUAAAGAUGAGGAGAGGGAAGCCAUAUAUACCACCAAAUACCUAGAAGCAGAAAAAGUCAAAAUCAAAGAAAAGCCUCAAAAUGAUGCUGAAUGCUUGAGAAUGAGUGAAGAAAUUUUUUGGUGGGGAAUUAAGGAAUACACAGAAAAGUAUAAUCUGAGGGACUACUUAGAAGAGUAUGGCAAGAUUGAAACCAUAGAAGUGAUGGAAGACACACAGAGUGGAAAAAAGAGAGGAUUUGCUUUUGUAGCUUUCAGUGAUCGUGGUACAAAAUGUUUUUGA